Prunus avium (sweet cherry) is the source of this 848-nucleotide messenger RNA. Lineage: Eukaryota; Viridiplantae; Streptophyta; Magnoliopsida; Rosales; Rosaceae. The record is from RefSeq and is a predicted model, not a curated record.
AAUGGUAGUAUUCUUAGUAGCCAUACAUUGCUGCCAAGUAAUGUUUUGUUUUCUUUUUAGGGCCAACAUUUCACUUGAGAAGCCUAAGGAGGAGCUGAAGUCAAGAAAUACUGUGGUGAAGGAUGAUAAUUUUAGAACCUCAAACUCACCUAAUUUGCAUAGUCAAGCAACUGUGUAUGCAAAGUUAGCCGAAUCUGAUGCUGUGAAGACCGGCUCUUUGAAGAGCAGUGCAGAGCAAGAAAACCUUAAAGAUGAAAGUGGUCUUUUCGUUGUCCUCCCAAUUUCAGCUGAAAGCACCGGGAUGCUACCAAGUCGCAAAGCUGCCCCCUGUGUAGAACCGCCCCUGCCUCCUCUACCCCUACCAAGCUUUGGUGCGUUCGGUCUCUGCUUCGUGUAACAGAGCCAUCACAGACUCAGAGACAAGCUGGGACUUUCUUCGAGCACCUGGUGUGCAUACAAGGGGUUGCUCCGCAGCUGUCCAAGGGGUCGUCCAUAGAGUCCACAACCAAAUUUCAGGCAUUCCAAGGGCUCUUGUCCCAACGUGUGUCCGCCCACCACCCAACAACUCUAACGCAUCUUCCCACGACGACACAACAAUCGCAGGUCCAAAAGGCCGACGCAGCUCUGAGACGAUUCAAGCGGGUUCGACCCUCCUCUGCCAUUGGCUUGCAUCGUUGAGACUAUCCAACUCCACAAUACAGAGGAGUAGGACGAGCGAGCAUUCAGAGCAAGUUGAAGAAAGCGUGCGUAGUUUUUUUCCCUUCUUUUAACAUGUUACCCAAAACAGCCGGUUCCCAUUGUUUUUAAAAAACAUCACGCUUGUCAUGUAGUGGCAGAUCUAGGAUUUG